Messenger RNA from Gadus morhua (Atlantic cod), 1744 nucleotides. Its product is annotated as fibroblast growth factor 20-like. NCBI's taxonomy places the organism in Eukaryota, Metazoa, Chordata, Actinopteri, Gadiformes, Gadidae. Gene Ontology annotation, molecular function: growth factor activity. The coding region runs from base 252 to 953 and encodes 233 amino acids. The transcript is spliced from 3 exons. The record is from RefSeq and is a predicted model, not a curated record.
CACAGAGAGAGAGAGAGAGAUAUAAGGAGGUGAGGAGAGGAGAAGAGGGAUAACAUAACCCUGGAUUUCACUUCCAUGAGAUCCUGAACAAGACUGCGCAAAACGCACACGCAGCGCACGGGGGGGGAAGCAUCACCUUCUCCGCGGUUAACUUUUCUCCGUCUCGCCGUGGAAGCGUCGCGCGCCGCUUUCUGGAGGAUCUCACGCACAGCGGUGUCUGGGAACUAUACGCCGGUGAUCGGUAAUCGGUGAUGGGGGCAUCGGCCGCAGAACUCGGGGGGUUCUCAAGCGUUUUCCUUAAUAGCUUCGGUUCCCCCGGUGCCGUAUCGGCGUCUACCGGCUCCCAUUUCAUCUUUCCCGCGGCAGGGGCUGUGGACUAUAAUACUGCCGGUACCGGACGAUUGGGCACGCUGGGGCAGCAGCAGAGCGAGCAGCAGCGCGAGCAGCUGUUGUCGGCGGAGCGGCUGUCCCGGAGCCUCGCGGAUCUCAGCCACCUGAAGGGCAUCCUCCGCCGGCGGCAGCUCUACUGCAGAACCGGCUUCCACCUCGAGAUCCACCCCGACGGCUCCGUGCAGGGCACGAGGAAGGACCACAGCAGGUUCGGUAUCCUAGAGUUCCUGAGCGUGGCCGUGGGUCUGGUCAGCAUCAGAGGGGUCGACAGCGGGCUGUACCUCGCUAUGACCAGCAGGGGACGCCUGUACGGAUCUGAGAAGCUGUCCGCGGAGAGCGUGUUCAGGGAGCAGUUUGAGGAGAACUGGUACAACACCUACUCCUCCAACAUCUAUCGCCACGGCGACAGAGGCGCGUACUACUUCGUGGCGCUGAACAAGGACGGCUCGCCGCGGGACGGGACACGCUCCCGACGCCACCAGAGGUUCACCCACUUCCUGCCCCGGCCCGUGGACCCGGACCGGGUGCCGGAGCUGUACCCGGGCUGGCUGGGUCAGAGCUGAGGCCCGGAGAAGCCCCCCCCCGUCCCCCGUCCCCGUCCCACACGCCGGGACCAGGACUGGACUGGGGAACUGAAGCCCAGCACCUAGCAUCUGGGUUCCUUCGGGUCUUUGGGGGGCGACUCUGAGCAUGAAACCAAAACGCACCUCAGCGUGUGCGCCGCGGUCAGAAGGCACGGGACAGAGAGCCGACGCAGGUCUGCACAGCUCUCCUGGGGCCGUCUCCAGCCAGGUAGCGUGAGGCUCUGGCCAGAGGCUGGCUGCCCCUCUGGUUAGCCUCUCUGUGGGGUACAUGGUUCUCUAAGACGAAGGCCCCGAGGCUCAGAGGAGACAGAGCUCAGGGGGUUUGGAGGACCAGCACGGUGUAAGGAUGUCUGCCACCGUCAAUGCCCGGACGCUGACUGACCGGACUCCCCACCUCACCGCUUGGUUCCAUUGCAGAAACCCCCGGGGUUGGACCAUGACUGGACUGGGUACGGCCACCCGUGGGCGCCAGCGGCUGAGCCCUCUGCACUAGUGCUACUGGGUGCAUGAGGAAUAAGAGCCUCGUCGAGGUGGACUUCUGAGCAUUCUGUGUUCUGGGACUAAACCCUGCAGGGGAGGAACCUUCUGGGACCAGGACCCACGCAUGGGGCCGCCGCCGCGACGCACACAGCUGUCGUCACGCCUCGCUCUUAUUUAUGCAUUUUGCUUCCACCCCCGGAUAUAUAUUUAUUUGAUAUAUUUAUUUAUUUUGAGAAUAUAUUUUUACAGAUAUAAUGUAAGCUAUAAUAAAAGUUCAACAGAAGCCACGA